Molecule: messenger RNA, 794 nt
Organism: Pseudomyrmex gracilis
Lineage: Eukaryota; Metazoa; Arthropoda; Insecta; Hymenoptera; Formicidae
Product: jerky protein homolog-like
Exons: 3
Coding region: 81-794 (237 amino acids)
Cellular component (GO): nucleus
Molecular function (GO): DNA binding
Source: RefSeq, a predicted model, not a curated record
ACAGCAACUAGUUGAAAACUUCAGCUCAGCAUUAAGUUACAUGAUUUUGCAAAACAUGCUUGGCUAUCAGGGAAUUUAAAAUGGAAACUGGAAAACAAGAAGUUCACAGAGAAAAAGUUCAGAAACUACGGUCAAAAUACAAAAAACUUUUAUUGAAAGAAAAAAUAUCUGUAAUCGAGCUUAUAGAAAAAGGAGAAGCGAGAUCAAACGUUGCUAUAAAAUUUGGCAUAACUAAAAGAGCAGUUGGCUACAUACUACAAAAAAAGAAAAAAUAUAAACAGAUAAUGUCAGAAAGAGUGAAGAGUAUGAAGAAAAGGACUAGAAUAGAUGAAGGAGAAAAUCCUUUAUUGGAAAAAAUUCUUUUACAAUGGAUCAAGCAAAAAAGAAGUCUUGGCAUAGCUAUCACUGGUCCUAUGAUAAAGGAAAAAGCGUUGACAUUUCAUGAAGAAUUAAUGAAAAAAACUCAAGAGAGAGAAGGCAAUGAGAAAGAAGAAGAAAUAAAUAGCCAACAAAAAAAUUCUGAAUCCAAAAUGUUGAACACAUUUAAGGCAAGUGAAGGCUGGUUGCACAGAUUUAAACAACGAUAUGGAAUCCGACAAAUCAGCUUUAAAGGAGAACAAUUGUCUGCCGAUUACGAUGGAGCAAAUGAAUUCCUUGAUCUUUUCAAACAAGUUAUUGAAGAAGAAAGAUAUAACUUGGAUAAUGUCUACAACGGAGAUGAGACCGGCUUAUACUUCAAAUCUUUGCCCAAGAAAACUUUGGCACUAGUUCUCACAAGGUGCCUUUGUUGCUGA